Messenger RNA from Caenorhabditis remanei, 2286 nucleotides. RefSeq lists its product as uncharacterized. Lineage: Eukaryota; Metazoa; Nematoda; Chromadorea; Rhabditida; Rhabditidae. Gene Ontology annotation, molecular function: ATP hydrolysis activity; ATP binding; ATP-dependent protein folding chaperone. The record is from RefSeq and is a predicted model, not a curated record. The transcript has 5 exons. Gene Ontology annotation, biological process: protein folding. The coding region runs from base 1 to 2286 and encodes 761 amino acids.
AUGAGAUUCCUUUUUGUGGGCUGUGUCGCCCUUCUGGCUGUAUCCGCCUUCAUCCCCCAUGCUUACGCCGAAGACGAAAUUGAAGAUGUGCCGACCAAGGAGAGCAAGGAAGAGAUCAGAGAGGAGGACACAAUAAAACUCGAUGGACUCUCUGUAUCCCAAAUUAAAGAGCUCCGAUCAAAGGCUGAAAAACACGAAUUCCAAGCUGAAGUGAACAGAAUGAUGAAACUCAUUAUCAACUCUCUCUACAGAAACAAGGAGAUUUUCCUUCGUGAAUUGAUUUCCAAUGCUUCUGACGCUUUGGAUAAGAUUCGUCUACUUUCUUUGACCGACCCCGAACAACUCAGAGAAACUGAAGAAAUGACUGUCAAAAUUAAGGCAGAUCGUGAGAACCGUCUUCUCCACAUCACUGAUACUGGACUUGGAAUGACUCGUCAAGACCUCAUCAACAACUUGGGAACUAUCGCUCGCUCCGGAACUUCUGAGUUUUUAUCCAAACUUAUGGACACUGCUACCUCAUCUGACCAGCAACAAGAUCUCAUCGGACAAUUCGGAGUAGGAUUCUACGCUGCUUUCCUCGUCGCUGAUAGAGUUGUUGUUACCACCAAGAACAACGAUGAUGAGCAAUACAUCUGGGAAUCUGAUUCAUCUAGCUUCACAAUUACUAAAGAUCCACGUGGAAACACAUUGAAGCGCGGAACUCAAAUUACUCUCUACCUCAAGGAGGAGGCCGCCGAUUUCUUGGAGCCAGACACCCUGAAAAAUUUGGUCCACAAGUACUCCCAAUUCAUCAACUUCGACAUUUUCCUUUGGCAAUCAAAGACUGAAAUGGUUGAGGAGCCAGUCGAGGAAGAGCCAGCCACCACCGAAGAUGGAGCCGUUGAAGAGGAGAAAGAGGAAAAGAAGACAAAGAAGGUUGAGAAGACUACAUGGGAUUGGGAGAAGGUUAACAACGUCAAGCCAAUCUGGAUGCGCAAACCAAAUCAAGUUGAAGAGGACGAGUACAAACAGUUCUACAAGAGUAUCACCAAGGAUACUGAAGAACCCCUCAGCCAUGUUCACUUCAGUGCUGAAGGAGAAGUCUCUUUCAGAUCGAUUCUUUAUGUCCCUAAGAAAUCGCCAAAUGAUAUGUUCCAGAACUACGGAAAGAUCGUCGAAAACAUCAAGCUCUAUGUUCGUCGAGUUUUCAUCACAGAUGACUUCGCUGAUAUGCUCCCUAAGUACCUUUCCUUCAUUCGCGGAAUCGUUGAUUCUGAUGAUCUUCCACUUAAUGUCUCUCGUGAAAAUCUACAACAACACAAACUUCUCAAGGUUAUCAAGAAGAAACUUGUACGCAAGGUUCUCGACAUGCUUAAGAAACUUGAUGGAGCCCAAUUCGAUGAUUUCUGGAAAGAGUUCUCCACCAACAUCAAGUUAGGAGUUAUGGAGGAUCCAUCCAAUCGCAUGCGCCUUGCCAAGCUUCUUCGAUUCCAAUCAUCCAACGACGAUGAGAAGACUACCACACUUGCCGCUUACGUUGAAAGAAUGAAGGAGAAGCAAGAUGCAAUCUACUACAUGGCUGGAACUUCCAGAAAGGAGGUUGAGACAUCUCCAUUUGUUGAGAGACUCAUCGCCAAGGGUUUCGAAGUUUUGUACCUCACUGAAGCCGUCGAUGAAUAUUGCAUUCAAGCUAUGCCAGAAUACGAAUCGAAGAAAUUCCAAAACGUUGCCAAGGAAGGAGUUAACAUUGAUGAUGGAGAGAAGGCUAAGGAAGCUCACAAGGUUCUCGAGGACGAGUACAAACCUCUCACUGACUGGCUCAAGGAGACUGCUCUCAAGGAUCUUAUCGAAAAAGCAGUUGUGUCUCAACGUCUCGUCAAGUCUCCAUCUGCCCUCGUUGCUUCUUCUUAUGGAUGGUCUGGAAACAUGGAGCGUAUCAUGAAAUCUCAAGCUUACGCCAAGGCUAAGGAUCCAACUCAAGACUUCUAUGCCACCCAAAAGAAAACUUUCGAAAUUAACCCACGCCAUCCAGUAAUCAAGGAGCUUCUCAAGAGAGUAACAGUUUCCGAAGACGACGUUAUUGCUUCUUCGACUGCCAAGUUGCUUUUCGAGACCGCCACUCUUCGCUCCGGAUUCUCCCUCCAAGAUCAAGUUGGAUUCGCCGACAGAAUUGAAGCUGUUUUGCGUCAAUCGCUUGACGUAUCUCAAGAUGCUCAAGUAGAGACCGAACAACACAUCGAAGAAGCUGAGCCAGAAGCAGAAGCCUCCGAAGAAACAACAAUUGAGGAGGAACACUCAGAGCUCUAA